CGUCAGGUCUUCCAGGUGCUGGAGGAGCAGCCGCCCGGUACCUGGGUGGGCACCAUCGCCACCCGCCCCGGCUUCACCUACCGGCUGAGCGAGCACCACGCCCUCUUCUCCAUCAACGCCACCUCGGGCGCCCUGCACACCCGUGCCACCAUCGACCGCGAGAGCCUGGCCAGCGAUGUGGUGGACCUGGUGGUGCUCUCCAGCCAGCCCACCUACCCCAGCGAGGUGAGGGUCCUGGUGCUCGACCUCAACGACAACGCGCCCGUCUUCCCCGACCCCUCCGUUGUGGUGACUUUUAAGGAGGAUACGGGCAGCGGGCGCCAGCUUAUCUUGGACACGGGACGUUUCCGGCUCAACAUCACCCUCAACCCCAGCGGUGAAGGAGCUUUUUUGCAUCUGGUUUCCCGGGGUGGGUUGGACCGAGAGGCCACCCCCACCUACCAGCUGUUGGUGCAAGUGGAGGACAAGGGUGAGCCCCGUCGGCGCGGAUACCUUCAGGUCAACGUCACCGUCCAGGACAUCAAUGACAACCCACCCAUCUUCAGCCAGACUCUUUACCAGGCACGAGUGCCUGAGGAUGCGCCUGUUGGGGCCAGUGUUCUCCAGGUUGCUGCAGCUGAUGCUGAUGAAGGCACCAAUGCUGACAUCCGCUACCGCCUGGAAGGAGGUGAUGGCGGCGGUGGUGGUGGGGAGGGGGCUGGCGGCCUCCCAUUUGAGGUGGACCCUGAGAGUGGAGUGAUUCGCAUCCGGGAGCGCUUGGACUACGAGAUGAGACAGCAGUACUCGCUGACGGUGCAGGCCAUGGACCGAGGGGUGCCAGCGCUGAGUGGCCGGGCUGAGGCCCUCAUCCGCCUGCUCGACGUCAAUGACAAUGAGCCCCGGGUGAAGUUUCGCUAUUUCCCAGCCACCUCCCGCUUUGCCUCUGUGGACGAGAACGCAGCCCCUGGCACGGUGGUGGCCCUGCUGACGGUGAGUGAUGCCGACUCCCCCGCGGCCAACGGGAAUAUCUCCGUGUCGAUCCUGGCGGGAAACGAGCAGCGGCACUUUGAGGUGCACAGCAGUAAGGUACCCAACCUCAGCCUUAUAAAGGUAGCAGCUGCGUUGGACCGGGAGCGCAUCCCGGCCUAUAACCUUACGGUGGCAGUGGCGGAUAACUACGGGGCCCCACCACCACCCUCGGGCUCCCCCACUUCUGCCCUUUCCCCCGACGGGACAGUGGCAGCUCCUGUGAGCCGUUCGUCAGUAGCUAGCCUGGUGAUCUUUGUGAAUGACAUUAACGACCACCCCCCCGUCUUCGGGCAGUCGGUCUACAGGGUGAACAUCAGUGAGGAGGUGCCCCUGGGCAGCUAUGUGCGGGGCCUGAGUGCCACGGACCGUGACUCGGGCCUCAACGCCAACCUCAAAUACAGCAUCGUCUCGGGCAACGAGCUUGGCUGGUUUCGCAUCAGCGAGCACAGCGGGCUAGUCACCACGGCCAGCCCGGAGGGCGACACGGCUGGGCAUGCUGUGGGCACGUCCAUCUCCAGCGGGCUGGACCGGGAGACUGCUUCUCAAGUGGUGCUCAACAUCAGUGCUCGUGACCAAGGGGUGCAGCCCAAGUUUUCCUAUGCACAGCUGGUGGUGACCAUUCUGGAUGUCAAUGACAACAAACCUCGCUUCAGUCAACCGGAGGGCUACCAGGUGUCCCUGGCUGAGAACUCUCCAUCAGGAACUGAGCUGCUGGUCCUGAGUGCCACAGAUGGGGACCUGGGGGACAAUGGGACUGUCCGCUUCUCCCUGCAGGAAGCUGAGCCGUCACCAGCAGCGGUUGGCCCCUCCUCAGUGACGCCUCGCCGGAUCUUUCGCUUGGAUCCGGUGUCAGGCAAGCUUAGCACCAUCUCGCAGCUGGACCGGGAGGAGCAGGCUUACUUCUCCCUGCAGGUCCUGGCCGCUGAUUUAGGCUCUCCUCCCCUUUCUUCAAUAGCCCGAGUUAACGUGAGUCUCCUGGAUGUGAAUGACAAUAGCCCUGUGUUCUACCCCGUUCAGUAUUUUGCCCAUAUCCAAGAGAAUGAGCCAGCCGGAACCUAUGUGACCACAGUGUCUGCCACGGACCCUGAUCUGGGACCCAAUGGGACGGUCAAGUACAGCAUCUCAGCUGGAGACACUUCCAGGUUUCAGGUCCAUGGCCAAACAGGGGUCAUCACAACGAAAAUAGCCCUUGACAGGGAGGAGAAAACUGCUUACCAGUUGCAGAUUGUGGCCACUGAUGGUGGCCAUCUUCAGUCGCAGAACCAAGCCAUUGUCACCAUCACUGUCUUGGACACCCAGGACAAUCCACCGGUUUUCAGCCAGGGCACGUACAGUUUUGUUGUCUUUGAAAAUGUUGCCCUAGGUUACCACGUAGGUACUGUUUUUGCUUCCACCAUGGACCUCAAUACCAACAUCAGUUACCUUAUUACGACAGGUGACCAACGGGGCAUGUUUGCCAUCAACAGAGUGACGGGGCAGAUCACCACAGCCAGUAUUAUUGACAGGGAGGAGCAAGCAUUUUACCAGCUGAAGGUGGUUGCUAGUGGUGGGGCGAUAACUGGAGAUGCUAUCGUCAAUAUAACUGUCAAAGAUUUAAAUGACAAUUCCCCACACUUUAUUCACGCGGUGGAAAGUGUAAAUGUGGUUGAAAACUGGAAAGCUGGGCAUACCAUAUUCCAGGCCAAAGCUCUUGAUCCUGAUGAAGGUGUUAAUGGCGUGGUCCUUUACAGCCUUAAGCAAAACCCAAAGGGCUUGUUUUCGAUCAAUGAACAAACAGGUGCCAUAAGCUUAAUAGGGCCACUGGACAUAAACGCUGGCUCUUACCAGGUUGAAAUCCUGGCCUCGGAUAUGGGGGUGCCGCAGCUGUCCUCUAACUUUAUCCUGACCGUCUCUGUCCAUGAUGUAAAUGAUAACCCGCCUGUGUUUGACCAGCUUUCCUAUGAAAUUACUAUUUUGGAGUCAGAGCCUGUGAAUUCCAGGUUCUUUAAGGUGCAGGCUUCUGACAAGGACUCAGGAGUGAAUGGUGAAAUAGCUUAUAGUAUAAUUGAAGGAAAUACUGGGGACGCCUUUGGCAUAUUCCCAGAUGGUCAGCUGUAUAUAAAAAGUGAACUGGACCGUGAACUUCAGGAAAGAUAUAUUUUACUGGUUGUUGCCUCUGAUAGAGCAGUAGAACCGCUCAAUGCUACUGUGAAUGUUACCGUAAUUCUGGAGGAUGUAAAUGAUAACAGGCCCCUGUUCAACAGUACCAACUAUGUAUUUUAUUUCGAAGAGGAGCAGAGAGGUGGAUCGUAUGUAGGUAAAAUAAAUGCUGUAGAUAAAGACUUUGGGCCAAAUGGUGAAGUCAGGUAUUCAUUUGAGCAUAUGCAGCCAGAUUUUGAGCUGAACACGGUAACUGGGGAAAUAAGAAGCACUCAUCAGUUUGACAGAGAAGCUCUUAUGAGGCAAAGGGGAGCUGCGGUAUUUAGUCUCACGGUAAUAGCAACAGAUCAGGGGUUGCCAAAGCCUCUAAAGGAUCAGGCAACUGUACAAAUCUACAUGAAAGACAUCAAUGAUAAUGCUCCCAAAUUUUUGAAAGAUCUCUACCAAGCUACUAUAUCAGAACUGGCAGCAAAUCUGACACAGGUUCUGAGAGUCUCUGCCUCAGAUGUUGAUGAAGGGGUUAAUGGAUUGAUUCACUACUCUGUAAUCAAGGGGAAUGAAGAAAACCAGUUUGCAAUAGAUAGUAGCACAGGCCAAGUGACCUUAGUAGGCAAACUAGAUCAUGAAGCUAGUGCGUCAUAUUCGCUUGUCAUCCAAGCGGUAGACUCUGGAGCGGUUUCCCUAAGUUCAACUUGCAUGUUGAGUAUUGAUGUAUUGGAUGAAAAUGACAACAGUCCUUCCUUCCCUAAAUCAACCUUGUUAGUGGAUGUCUUGGAAAAUAUGAGAGUUGGUGAACUUGUGUCGUCUGUCACUGCCACUGAUUCUGAUUCAGGUGACAAUGCUGACCUCCACUAUAGCAUUACGGGGACAAACAAUCACGGGACCUUUAGCAUCAGUCCCAACACCGGUAGUAUUUUUCUGGCAAAGAAGCUGGACUUUGAGACGCAAUCUCUGUAUAAGCUAAAUAUAACAGCAAAAGACCAAGGAAGGCCUCCACGGUCAUCUACAAUGUCAGUGGUAAUACACGUUAGGGAUUUCAAUGACAACCCUCCUAAUUUUCCUCCGGGGGACAUCUUUAAAUCUAUUGUUGAGAACGUUCCUGUUGGUAGCUCUGUCAUUUCUGUGACUGCUCAUGAUCCAGAUGCAGAUAUUAAUGGGCAGCUAACAUAUGCAAUCAUUCAACAGAUGCCAAGAGGUAAUCAUUUCCGUAUAGAUGAAGUGAGAGGAACAAUAUUUACCAAUGCUGAAAUAGAUCGUGAGUUUGCUAAUCUCUUUGAGUUAACAGUGAAAGCCACCGAUCAGGCUGUUCCUGUGGAGUCCAGACGAUUUGCUUUGAAGAAUGUGACCAUUUUGGUGACGGAUCAAAAUGACAAUGUUCCUGUGUUCAUAUCGCAAAAUGCUCUUGCUGCUGACCCCUCGGUUGUGAUCGGUUCGAUCCUAACGACAAUUAUUGCUGCAGAUCCUGACGAGGGUGCAAACGGAGAAGUGGAAUAUGAAAUAGUCAAUGGAGAUACCGAAACCUUCAUUGUGGAUCGCUAUAGCGGAGAUUUAAGAGUAGCGUCAGCUUUGGUGCCUUCUCAGCUCAUAUACAAUCUCAUAGUUUCUGCCACGGAUCUUGGCCCUGAAAGGAGAAAAUCCACCACCGAGAUGACUAUAAUUCUGCAAGGGGUUGAUGGGCCCGUUUUCACUCAGCCGAAAUACAUAACCAUCUUAAAAGAAGGUGAACCUAUCGGGACAAACGUGAUAUCUAUCGAAGCAGCGAGUCCGCGGGGCUCCGAAGCUCAGGUGGAAUAUUACAUCGUGUCUGUCCGAUGCGAAGAUAAGAGUCUUGGGCGCCUCUUCACCAUCGGGCGCCAUACUGGUGUCAUCCAGACCGCUGCCAUUUUGGACAGGGAGCAAGGAGCACGUCUCUACUUGGUGGAUGUUUAUGCCAUUGAGAAGUCGUCUGUUUUGCCCCGCACACAACGAGCAGAGGUGGAAAUAACACUUCAGGAUAUCAAUGACAACCCACCGGUAUUCCCCACAGAUAUGCUUGAUCUGACUGUAGAAGAGAAUAUAGGAGAUGGAUCUAAAAUAUUGCAGCUGACAGCCAUGGAUGCUGAUGAGGGAGCCAAUGCCCUCGUCACAUACACUAUUAUCAGCGGUGCGGAUGAUAGCUUCCACAUUGACCCCGAGUCAGGAGACCUGAUAGCCACCAAGCGCCUGGACCGGGAGCGACGCUCCAAGUACUCCUUACUGGUUCGUGCCGAUGACGGCCUGCAGUCCUCAGACAUGAGAAUAAACAUCACUGUUAGCGAUGUUAAUGACCAUAUCCCCAAGUUCUCCAAGCCGGUGUAUUCCUUUGACAUCCCAGAAGAUGCCACUCCAGGUAAAUCAGAAGUGGCUCUAAAAUUAACNGACGAUGACUCUGGUAUCAAUGGGGAAAUCACGUACACCGUAAGUGAAGAUGAUGAAGAGGGUAUCUUCUUCCUGAACCCUGUUACCGGAGUCUUCAACCUGACUCGUGCGCUGGACUAUGAAGCACAGCAGUAUUACAUUCUUACCGUUCGCGCAGAAGAUGGGGGAGGCCAAUUUACUACCAUCAGAGUGUACUUCAAUAUAUUGGACAUCAACGAUAACCCACCAGUGUUCAGCAUGACUUCAUACAGCACGUCUUUGAUGGAGAACCUGUCUCCAGGAUCCUCUAUUCUCAACUUUAGCGUCACUGAUGCGGAUGAUGGCUCCAACUCACAGCUCUCCUUCAGCAUCGCGUCUGGGGACAGCGCGGGGCAGUUCAGCAUCGACAACAGCGGGGUGCUGAGCAUCAGGCAACCUUUGGACCGGGAAAGCCAGUCUUUCUACAGCCUCGUCGUGCAAGUCCAUGACAUGGCCCGUCUCCCGGCCUCCAGGUACACAAGCACAGCCCAAGUUUCAAUUAUUCUGCUAGAUGUGAACGACAGCCCUCCAAGUUUUAUCUCCCCGAAGCUGACCUACGUCCCGGAAAACACACCGAUAGAAACGAUUGUGUUCAAAGCGCAGGCAACCGAUCCCGACAGCGGUCCGAACAGCUACAUCGAAUACAGUCUGCUCCGACCUCUGGGAAACAAAUUCAGCAUCGGCACUAUCGACGGUGAAGUGAGGCUUACCGGGGAGCUCGACAGAGAAGCCGUGUCCAACUAUACCUUAACUGUGGUAGCCACAGACAAGGGCCAACCAUCCCUUUCUUCAUCUACUGAUGUGGUGGUUAUAGUCCUGGACAUUAAUGACAAUAACCCACUUUUUGCCCAGAAACUUUAUAAAGUAGAGGUGGGGGAAAAUACUUUGACAGGGACGGAUUUAAUCCAGGUGUUUGCUGCGGAUGGAGAUGAAGGUACAAAUGGGCAGGUCCGCUAUGCCAUCGUGAGCGGAGAUGCCAAUAACGAGUUUCGGAUCGAUUCUGUGACGGGGGUAAUAACAGUUGCCAAGCCUUUGGACAGAGAGAAAAAGCCCUCCUAUACCCUGACUGUUCAGUCGGCUGACCGUGGGAGCAGCCCGAGGACUGAUACCACGACAGUCAGUAUUAUUCUGAAGGAUGUCAAUGAUUAUAUCCCCACAUUUGAACUUUCUCCCUACUCUGUGAACGUCCCUGAAAAUUUAGAGACACUCCCAAAAGUUAUUCUUCAGGUUGUAGCAAGGGAUGAUGAUCAAGGCCUAAACAGCAAGCUUACGUAUGUGCUGGUGGCUGGAAAUGAAGAAGGAGCCUUUACUCUCUCGGCCAGCGGAGAGCUGCGCUUGGUGCAGAGCCUGGACCGGGAGGCAAAGGAGCAGUACGUACUGCUGAUCACAGCUGCUGAUGCAGGAUCUCCUGCCCUCACUGGCACUGGAACCAUUACUGUCACAGUGGAUGAUGUCAAUGACAACGUCCCCACAUUUGCCUUUAAUGUGUAUUCUGCCACUGUUCCGGAGGAUGCUCCUACAGGGACAGAUAUUUUGCUUGUAAACUCCUCCGAUGCUGAUGCUUCUACAAAUGCAGUUAUUAGCUAUAGGCUUACUGGUGGCAAUUCGCAAUUCACAAUCAACCCAUCAACAGGACAAAUCAUCACCAGUGCUCUCCUCGAUCGAGAGGCAAGGGAGAACUACACUUUGGUGGUGGUGGCGAGCGACGGGGGCUUCCCCAGGGCUCUCUCCAGUUCCACCAGCGUACUCGUCUCCGUCGGCGAUGUGAACGACAACCCGCCCAAAUUUCAACACCAUCCUUACGUCACCCAUGUCCCGUCGCCUGCCACUUCAGGCUCGUUCGUGUUUGCUGUGACCGUCACCGAUGCAGAUGCCGGCUCCAACGCCGAGCUCCAUUAUUCCCUUGAGGGGAGAAAUUCCGAGAAAUUCCACAUCGACCCAGCAAGGGGGGCGAUCCUGGCUGCAAACCCGUUGGUGGGAGAGUCUGAAGUCACCAUUUCUGUUCAUGUGAGGGAUGGCGGCCGGUACCCAAAGACAGACUCUACAACCGUCACUGUGAGGUUUGUGAACAGAGCAGAAUUUCCUCGCGUUCAGGCAGAUCAGGAGACCUUCACGUUUCCUGAAAACCAAGCGGUCGGUACGCUUGUCACCACCGUCUCCGGAUCUUCAGCCAGAGGAGGCUCCUUGUCUUACUACAUCGCCAGUGGUAACCUGGGCAGCACCUUCCUGGUCGACCAGGUGACAGGACAGCUUUCUGUUGGGCAGGCUUUAGAUUUUGAAGCCAUACAGAAAUACGUGGUUUGGAUCGAGGCCAGAGAUACAGGCUUUCCUCCCUUUUCCUCAUAUAAGAAACUGGAAGUAACGGUGAUAGACGUCAAUGAUAACGCACCAGAGUUUGAGCAAGAUCCCUUCAUUGCAGAAAUAGUGGAGAACCUGUCCCCACGGAAAAUACUGACGGUGGCUGCUGUCGACAGGGACAGUGGCCUAAACGGACAGCUAAAUUAUGAAAUAAUUGAGGGCAAUAUGGAAAAUAGUUUCAGUAUCAAUCGAGCCACUGGUGAGAUCAGAAGUGUCAGGCCCUUAGACAGGGAGAAACUGUCUCGAUACACACUAACCGUAAAAGCUUCAGAUAAAGGUACCCCGCUCCAGAGCACCACCGUCAAAGUUGUCAUUAAUAUUUUAGAUGAAAAUGACAAUGCUCCGAGGUUUUCCCAGAUAUUCAGUGCUUCCGUGCCCGAGAAUGCACCUCUGGGUUUUACGGUAACACGAGUCACGACGUCAGAUGAAGACAUUGGGGUGAACGCGGUCAGCAGGUACUCCAUAAGGGAUACAAGUCUCCCAUUUACCAUAAAUCCCAGCACUGGGGACAUCACCAUCAACAGACCACUAAACAGGGAGGACACAGACCGCUACAGAAUCAGGGUCUCUGCACAUGACUCUGGGUGGACAGUGAGCACAGAUGUCACCAUAUUUGUCACUGAUGUCAACGACAAUGCCCCACGAUUUAUAAAGCCAUCCUAUUACCUGGAGUGUCCUGAGCUUCAUGGGAUUGGGUUGAAGGUCACCCAGGUUUCAGCCGCUGAUCCUGAUGAAGGGUCGAAUGGCCAAGUCUUCUACUUCAUAAAAUCCCAGUCCGAGUUCUUCGGAAUUAAUGCAACCACGGGGGAAAUUUUCAACAAGCAGUAUUUAAGGUACCAAAACUCCAGCGGUUCAAGCAAUGUCAACAUUAAUAGGCACAGCUUCAUUGUUACUUCUUCAGACCGAGGCAGUCCUCCGUUAAUGAGCGAGACAACCGUCACCAUUAACAUAGUAGACAGCAACGACAACGCACCACUGUUCCUUGCUCGUAAAUAUUUUACUCCUGUUACUAAGAAUGUGAGGGUUGGCACAAACUUAAUUAAAGUUACUGCAGUGGAUGACAAAGACUUUGGCUUGAAUUCUGAAGUGGAGUAUUUUAUUUCUGAUGAAAGCAAAACUAAUAAAUUCAGACUGGACAGGAGUACAGGCUGGAUUUCUGUGUCAUCCUCACUAAUGGCUGAUUUGAACAAAAACUUCCUGUUUAAAGUGAAAGCAAAGGAUAAAGGUAAUCCUCCACUCUCAUCCGAGGUAGCGGUUGAAAUAGUAGUAACAGAGGAAAAUUACCAUACACCUGAGUUUUCUCAAAGCCGUAUGAGCAUUACUAUCCCAGAGAGUCACUCUGUUGGAGCAGUGGUCAGGACAGUUUCAGCCCGAGACAGAGAUGCUGCUAUGAACGGAUUAAUCAGGUAUAAUAUUUCCUCUGGAAAUGAGGCUGGCAUCUUUGCUAUUAAUACAACUACUGGUACACUGACACUAGCAAAACCACUUGAUUUUGAGUUACGCCACAAGCAUGAGCUAGUUGUUACUGCCACAGAUGGAGGAUGGGUGUCCAGAACAGGCUACUGCAGUGUCACUGUUAAUGUCAUUGAUGUGAAUGAUAAUUCUCCAACAUUCAGCCCUGAGGACUACUUUCCCAAAGUGUUAGAAAAUGCCCCCAGUGGGACAACUGUUAUUCGUUUAAAUGCCACUGAUGCUGACUCUGGACCUAACGCUGUGAUUGCAUAUGCUAUUCAGUCUUCAGAUAGUGACCUCUUUGUCAUUGACCCCAAUACAGGAACGAUCACCACCCAGGGAUUUUUAGAUUAUGAAACAAAGCAAAGUUACCAUUUAACAGUAAAGGCUUUUAAUGUUCCAGAUGAAGAGAGGUGCAGCUUUGCUAGCGUCAACAUCCAGUUAGAAGGGACAAAUGAAUAUGUGCCCCGUUUUGUGUCCAAGCUUUAUUAUUUUGAGGUUUCUGAGGCAGCUGCCAAAGGCACUGUUGUAGGUGAAGUUUUUGCAAGUGAUCGUGAUAUGGGAACUGACGGAGAAGUGCACUACCUUAUCUUUGGCAACAGCAGAAAGAAAGGCUUCCAAAUAGAUGAGAAAAGUGGCCAGAUCUAUGUUUCAGGACCUCUGGACAGAGAAAAAGAAGAACGAAUCUCUUUGAAAGUCCUCGCAAAAAAUUUUGGGAGCAUUCGUGGUGCAGAUAUAGAUGAAGUAACUGUUAAUAUCACUAUACUGGAUGCCAACGAUCCUCCCGUUUUUACCUUAGGAACCUACAAUAUACAAAUCAGUGAGGGUGUUCCUCCAGGCACCCAUGUCACGUUCGUGAGUGCCUUUGAUUCAGAUUCUGUCCCUAGCUGGAGCCGGUUUUCCUAUUUCAUUGGGUCUGGCAACAACAACAGCGCCUUUUCCAUCAACCCACAGACAGGACAGGUGACGGUCACUGCAGAGCUGGAUCGAGAAACGUUGCCUGUGUACAACCUGUCUGUGCUGGCCAUCGAUUCGGGAACGCCGUCUGCUACAGGAAGUGCUUCUUUAUUGGUAACUUUGGAAGAUAUCAAUGACAACGGCCCUACCUUGUCCACCAGCCAAGGAGAAGUCAUGGAGAAUAACCGUGCAGGAACUCUUGUCAUGACCCUUCAAUCGUCAGAUCCUGAUCUCCCUCCGAACCAAGGUCCCUUUACAUAUUACUUGCUCAGCACUGGCCCCGCAACCAGCUACUUCAGCCUGAGCACCGCUGGCGUACUAACAACGACAAGAGAGAUCGACAGGGAGCAAAUCAGCGAUUUCUACCUGUCGGUGAUUACGAGAGACUCUGGCGUUCCUCAGAUGUCUUCCACAGGAACUGUGCAGAUCAAGGUAAUAGACCAAAAUGACAACCCGUCUCAGCCCAGAACGGUAGAAAUCUUUGUUCACUAUUAUGGCAACCUCUUCCCAGGUGGAAUUUUGGGCAACGUAAAGCCGCAGGAUCCAGAUGUUCUAGACAGCUUCCAGUGCUCCCUCACCUCAGGAGUCACCAGCCUCUUCAGCAUUCCUGGGGGCACCUGCGAGCUGCACUCACAGGCAAGGUCCACGGAUGGCACAUUUGACCUGGCCAUCCUCAGCAACGACGGGUUGCAUGGUGCCGUCACCAGUAGCGUCCGGAUUUUCUUCGCGGGCUUCAGCAACGCCACCAUUGACAACAGCAUCCUUCUCCGCCUGAGUGCGCACAGUGUACGGGAUUUCCUGACGAAUCACUAUCUCCAUUUCUUACGCAUCGCCAGCUCCCAGCUAACGGGGCUGGGCACCGCUGUCCAGCUCUACGGGCUGUACGAGGAGAGCAACCACACCUUCCUGAUGGCAGCCGUCAAACGCAGCAACAACCAGUACGUGAAUCCCAGUGGCGUGGCGACCUUCUUUGAGAGCAUCAAAGAUGUCCUCUUCCGCCAGAGCGGCGUGAGGAUCGAGGCUGUGGACCACGACUGGUGCCUGCAGAGCCCCUGCCAGAAUGGAGGGAGCUGCCUGAGGAGGUUGGCAGUGAGCCCGACACUGAAGAGCCACGAGAGCAUCCCUGUCAUCAUCGUGGCCAACGAGCCCCUGCGGCCCUUCGUGUGCAGGUGCAUGCCAGGGUACGAUGGCAGUCUGUGCGAGACGGACAUUGACGAAUGCUUCCCUUCCCCCUGCCACAACGACGGGACUUGCCACAAUUUAGUGGGGGGCUUCUCGUGCAGUUGCCCGGAGGGCUUCACUGGCAUGGCCUGCGAGAGGGACGUCAACGAGUGCCUUUCCAACCCGUGCAAAAAUGGUGCUGCCUGCCAGAACUUUCCGGGAAGCUUCAACUGCGUUUGUAAAACUGGGUAUACAG
Cariama cristata (Red-legged seriema) is the source of this 11746-nucleotide messenger RNA. It is a transcript of the gene FAT4, whose product is annotated as FAT atypical cadherin 4. Gene Ontology annotation, cellular component: plasma membrane; cell-cell junction. NCBI's taxonomy places the organism in Eukaryota, Metazoa, Chordata, Aves, Cariamiformes, Cariamidae. The annotation marks the transcript as partial. The record is from RefSeq and is a predicted model, not a curated record. Gene Ontology annotation, biological process: homophilic cell-cell adhesion. The transcript has 10 exons. Gene Ontology annotation, molecular function: calcium ion binding.